Molecule: messenger RNA, 1553 nt
Organism: Musa acuminata subsp. malaccensis (wild Malaysian banana)
Lineage: Eukaryota; Viridiplantae; Streptophyta; Magnoliopsida; Zingiberales; Musaceae
Source: RefSeq, a predicted model, not a curated record
UUAAAGGCCAAAGAAACCAAAGAAUAAAGGAGGCAAAGACGAUGAACGGGCUUCAACCCCAAACACACUACAUGCCGCCAUUUUGCCUCUGAGGCGGAAACAAAGGAACAAACACUUGCCCUCCUCUUUUGUCCGUUUCGAUCCGCUUGUUGGUGCCGAAAUGGAACCCUUGUCUUUCGUCGCAGACAAGAUCAAACGGUUCGGGAAGGCGGCUUUCACCACGCGCUCGAAUUCGCUCAGGCAAAAUCCUGUUGAAAUAGUGAAAAGUUUACGACAAGAAGCACAUUCUGAAUUAGUGAAGCUAAUGGAGAGGCAGGAUAAAGUUGAACACUUGCUUGCCUUUAAACUUGGCAAAAAAAGGCCAUUCCACGAAGUCAGUAUACAGAUGAAGGGAAUAAUCAAUGUGGUUGGAUUUUUGUUGUUUGGAAAAAAUGAUUUCCGGCAGUCCUGUGGUGUUCUACAUGGAGCAGGAAUCAAGACGGGCAUCCAUUCAAGAUUCAUGUUUGAGAAGGUUGUCGGGCAGAAAAAUGAUCUUGUCGCAGAGUUUGUGACCAGCCGAGAGCAUCCUCUAUCACUAGAAAGAUUGAUGUACUCGGCACACAUCAAUAAACUUUCUUCAGCCACGAUAGCCUUAGGCGUCGAAUGCAACGACUUUACCAUCAGUCCUAGUAGUAUGCAGGAGCAGUGUCUUAAUGGGUUCAUUCCAUCUGGGCCGCCUUUGUUUAACCAGAAUCAUGGUUGUGCUGCUGGCAUAGUGCUUAAAGGAACAAAGAUAGCAGGUUCUUUAGCCGAGUUGGUUUCUGGGAUCGGAAUGCAACGUGAUGGCACUGGGCAGAGCAGUUGCUUGACCACAUUUGGGCAAGUUUCUUACCAACUUUUUGAACGAGUAAAAGUAAAUCUCUCUGGUGCCUGGCAAAAACCUGCAUCUGGGUUUAUCAAACUUGGUACGCUUACUAUACCACUGAGCAAUUUGAAACAACAUACAGGAGCCGAAGCAUCUCAUGCUAUUGCCGUGACAGAACCAGCAGACGGCGACUUAGCUAACUCUGCUGCUGGGUCGAUCGCUAUAAUGUUGGAUUCGGAGGUCGACGGUAGUAGCAAAUUAGGAUUUUGGUUGGAGUUGCAGAAAUCUAGCCCAGGUUCACCGAAGUUGGGUUUGUCUUUAUCUAAUACCCCUUCUGGUGAGCUAGGAUGGGGUGUGAAACUGAGAGGAACGAGUAAUGAGCAGUUGACCCUUCAUAUGGAAGGGUUUCUCAUGUUCUGUCUUGGUGGAAAUUUUGUGUUGCAACCUGGCCUAGUAUAUGUGAUUGAAGGGGGAACUAGAACUCCUGCAUUCAUAUGUCAAUCAAGCUGGUCUUUGUAAUCAUUUCCAAAGUUCUCGUCGCUGUAGUUGAUGUUGUUGCAGUUAUGGUGGCACCAACUUUGCAAAGAAGUUCGUUCCACUGCUGCAGUUUCUUCAUCUCGCAUUCGAGCUGUAUGAUCGAUUACAAUGUUUAAAAUCGCACUCUGAUAUCGAUUUUGAGAUAUUAUCCAAAAUAUAUUGUGAGGAGUUC